AUGGGCGAGAACUUGGCGACCAAGAGCCCGGACGGGAAUACAGGCGUGUACCCGGCUUUUCGCGAGAACACAAUUGAGUCCUUUCAAGAGGCAGCAAAGUGUGGCGUGGGCUUUGUUGAGUUUGACGUGCAGGUGACCCGCGACAACGUGCCAGUUAUCUGGCACGAUGACGACGUGGUCAUCGGACCCGCAGACCAUCCCAGUCGACCUCAGGUGAAGGACCUUACUCUCGCCGAGCUCAAGGCCCUCUCCUCAUCAUGUGAAUGCAUGUUUGGCGGAAGCGCUGUCAUCAACCCUGCUGUGGUUCGCAGGUACGAGCAGUGGAAUUGCGACCAAGAUGGUGCCAUUCCCACACUGGAGGCGGUCUUCGCCGCGUUGCCGCCCGAGAUCGGAUUUGACAUCGAGGUAGGACAGACAGGCUGGUGGGGGCGAUGUGGGUGGUCAAUGGUGCACCUGGCCGACGGUGACGGCGCUGCCGCGGCGCCGCCGCCGCGCCGGCGCCGCAUUAUCUUUUCGUCCUUUGACCCCGACGUGUGUGUAGAGCUGCGCCGGCGUCAGGUGGAUCACCCGGUGUACUACUUGUCGGGCUGUGGGCUGUACGCGCAUGCAGACGCGCGGCGGACGUCCAUCCCCGCUGCGCUGUCCUUUGCGGCGGAGACGGGCAUGCAGGGCAUUGUCUUACCCGCGUCUGUGCUGCUCAAGAACAUGGACAUGGUGGAAAGCGCGAACCGCAGCCACCUCCAGCUCAUGACGUACGGGCUGGAGAACAACGACCUGGACUGCCUUAAGGCUCAAGCAGAUGCGGGCGUGGUGGCCGCCAUCGUGGAUGAAGUAGCGGGCGUGACAGCCGCGCUCCACGCAGAUAGAAACGAUGAUACCACCACCGCCACCACCACCACCAAUGCACAUGAUGUUGCUGAUGCUGUCGCCGAAGGCAAUGACAGCGGCAGCGGCCUCUAG
Volvox carteri f. nagariensis is the source of this 960-nucleotide messenger RNA. RefSeq lists its product as uncharacterized. Gene Ontology annotation, molecular function: phosphoric diester hydrolase activity. Bases 1 to 960 code for a protein of 319 amino acids. Gene Ontology annotation, biological process: glycerophospholipid catabolic process. Lineage: Eukaryota; Viridiplantae; Chlorophyta; Chlorophyceae; Chlamydomonadales; Volvocaceae. The record is from RefSeq and is a predicted model, not a curated record. The transcript is spliced from 5 exons.